Molecule: messenger RNA, 1251 nt
Organism: Penicillium riverlandense
Lineage: Eukaryota; Fungi; Ascomycota; Eurotiomycetes; Eurotiales; Aspergillaceae
Product: phosphotransferase family protein
Exons: 3
Coding region: 1-1251 (416 amino acids)
Source: RefSeq, a predicted model, not a curated record
AUGGCUCUUCGACACUGUGACUUUGGAGAUUGCCAAAAUGCGGCGGAGAGAACUUUUGGAAGCUGCAUGCUUUGUUCGAAGCAUCUUUGCGCUGAGCACUAUGCCCCACCGCAUCACAAAUGCCCUUCAUCUGAGACAGAACCUAAGGCGUAUUAUGCCGCAUAUGAUGCUGCCAAGAAAACACACCUCGACUCUUUGCUGGCCAAAAUCAACUUCGACGCUCUAACACUACGUCUCUGUGAUCCCCUGCUUCCUCCACAGCCCGUUCAGGACUACGUAUUCUUGAGCGAAGUCGCUACACUGGAGUUCCUCGCAGAGACCGCUGUCCCUUCCCCCAAAGUCAACAUUUAUCAGCUAGAAUCACCCGAAAACCCGGUUGGCUCCUCAUUUGUUCUUAUGGAAAAGAUGCCCGGAACGGCCUUGCAGUGGAAUGAUGCCAGCUCAGAUCAGCGUACUAAAGUCAUGCAGCAGUUACUGGACAUAUUUUUGGAGCUUGAGAAACAUCCACUCCAGCAGACCGGUUCACUUGUUCCAGCGGAUGUACGGGACAAGAUUGGUGGAUUUGCCCAGGCACCGUUAUUUGAAACGCCUGGAAAGACCCUUGGUCCUUUUACAAAGCUCGAGUCUGCCUAUAAAGCAAUGAUAUCAUUGCAAAUGAGCGCCAUUGGCAACAGAGAGAUCACAAGUCUCCCUGUCGAUAACUACCUUGCAUUCCACUGGCGCCUCUCCGCGCUCUCAUCCCUCACUUCAUCCGUAGCCAACGACGGUCCUUUUUAUCUCAAGCAUUACGAUGACAAAGGUGACCAUAUUCUUGUGGAUGAUGACUAUAAAAUCACGGGGAUCAUUGAUUGGGAAUCCGCUUCAGCAGAAGCAAAGCACCUGGCCUUUAGUUCGCCUUGCAUGAUGUGGCCAGUUGGAGAUUACUAUGAUGGGUUGAAUAACCUCUCCGAAGAUGAGACUGAAUUUGCACGUAUGUUCGAAAUCCGUGGACGUCAGGAUAUCUCCAAGAUUGUCCUGAACGGCCGGCGAUGGCAGCGGUUUUUGUUUUUCCUUGGAGGUGGGGUGGAAAACGAUGAACCAACAUUCGAGUCGCUGUUCCAAGGUCUUCGAAUGUCUUUUGCUAUUGAUGGUGAAGAAAGCGUCUCGUCAUACAAGGAUUGGAAAGUUGAAGCCAUCAAUCAGUAUUCAAAGGAAGACCCCAUCUUGCAACGUUUGUUACGGGAGAAACGGGCUAAGUACGGAAAAGAGUAG